Molecule: messenger RNA, 596 nt
Organism: Talpa occidentalis (Iberian mole)
Lineage: Eukaryota; Metazoa; Chordata; Mammalia; Eulipotyphla; Talpidae
Gene: CAMP
Product: cathelicidin antimicrobial peptide
Exons: 4
Coding region: 35-541 (168 amino acids)
Biological process (GO): innate immune response; defense response to Gram-positive bacterium; antimicrobial humoral immune response mediated by antimicrobial peptide
Cellular component (GO): extracellular region
Molecular function (GO): lipopolysaccharide binding
Source: RefSeq, a predicted model, not a curated record
CCCUACAGGCUGGAGGGAGGCAGACUCAGGGACCAUGGAGACCCAGAGGGAUAGCCCUUCCUUGGGGUGGUGGUCACUGGUGUUAUUGCUGCUGGGCCUGUUAGUACCCCCGGCCACCACCCAGGACUUGGGCUACCAGGAGGCAGUGCUCCGUGCUGUGGAGGGCCUCAACCAGAGGUCCCCAGGUGCCAAUCUCUACCGCCUCCUGGAGCUGGACCAGGAGCCCAAGGGACAGGAUGACGACCCAAACAACCCAAAGCCUGUGAGCUUCCUGGUGAAGGAGACUGUGUGCCCCUGGACGAUGCAGCAAUCACCGGAGCAGUGUGACUUUAAGGAGCAGGGGCUGGUGAAACAGUGUGUGGGGACAGUGUCCUUGGACCAGAUCGGGGGCUCCUUUGACAUCACCUGUGAUGAGCCCCGGAGUGUCAAGCUAUUUGGAAAAGUGGGUAAUCUCCUCCAGAAAGGUUGGCAGAAGAUUAAGAACAUUGGACGGAGGAUCAAGGAUUUUUUCCGAAACAUUAGGCCCAUGCAAGAGGCCUAAGGUCUGUUUUGCCCUGGCUCAGACUUCUGAAAUCUGAAAAAUAAAUUCUUGUGAA